Olea europaea var. sylvestris is the source of this 926-nucleotide messenger RNA. RefSeq lists its product as uncharacterized. The record is from RefSeq and is a predicted model, not a curated record. The coding region runs from base 96 to 734 and encodes 212 amino acids. NCBI's taxonomy places the organism in Eukaryota, Viridiplantae, Streptophyta, Magnoliopsida, Lamiales, Oleaceae. The transcript has 2 exons.
AAUCCUAUUUUUUAUGAAAAUUAUGGUUCCCUUGCAGAUAUUCUGCCCUCAACGCUGCUUCCUUGACUGUGUUAGCCAUCGCAGUGAAGUUGUCAAUGGAUCUAACUACCCCGAUGGAAGGUAGGUAUGAUCAAGCCACUAAAGGUAGUAGCUCUGCUUUCCUGUUUGUUUCAACCACUCAUUUCAUGCCUUCUCUGGGAUCCAUGAGUGAUAGAGAUAUAAUAGUGAACUUGACAGCAUUGGAUAUCCUUAUAGUGACGCUUACCGUAAAUGUUAUCAUCCAAAUAUCCACAGGCGUAAUUGAAGAUAAUUUCCAAGUGGUGGUUGUCUUUUUGAACGUUUAUGCGUUCAUUGUAUUGAGUUCUGCUGCUUUAACGAUAUUUACAAGUAAAAGGUAUUUGGAACGCAAGUACAAAGAAUUGCAAACAAGAAUUUUGGCAGCGGAACUACAAGGAGACCAAAUAAUGGACUUUGACAAGUUAAAGUUGUGCGUGAAGAAGUAUUGGGUGAUGACAGAAACAGGUAACCCUCAGUUUGUGAUGGCAAGAUCUGAGGCCAGCGUUGUUUUAUUCAUGAUCUGCAUCUUCAGUUAUAUCGUUAACGGAAUAACGUUUAACGAACCAUAUGAGACAAAUACUCCUCCUGAUUAUAAAUGGCAAUGCAGAGUCUCAUAUGGCCUUGGAAGCGGAAGAGUUAGGAGACGAAAAAAAGAACCACCAAGCAUAAGACCCUAACAUCUCCACUUUUUGGAAGUCAUUGUUUAUUAACAUCCUUUUUUUUUUUAUCUUUUUUUUUCUUUGGCCAUACAAAUGUUGUGAAUUGCCAGUCAUUCGGUAACAUUUGUGUUAGCAUGAAAACCUAGUGGCAUAUUAUUAGACAUUAUUAUGCAUAUUGUGAAGAUUAAAAGUGUCGUUAUGUUGUUAUAA